Messenger RNA from Canariomyces notabilis, 1720 nucleotides. Its product is annotated as alpha/beta-hydrolase. Gene Ontology annotation, molecular function: hydrolase activity. NCBI's taxonomy places the organism in Eukaryota, Fungi, Ascomycota, Sordariomycetes, Sordariales, Chaetomiaceae. The coding region runs from base 211 to 1329 and encodes 372 amino acids. The transcript has a single exon. The record is from RefSeq and is a predicted model, not a curated record.
CUCGAAUUGAAGACUCGGAAGAUCCAAACUGCGAACGGGUGUUGACUGAAGUCAUGGCCCGGCAGUCAUUUUGCCUUAUUGCACUCACUUGACCAAAUUCUAAGUCGCGUUUUCAAGGACUUCUUAAGUUCUAAACUGAUAAGUUUUCUUUCAAAACUUCAACGCCGCAGAAGCCACUGAAUGUAACUAUAGCCACUCCCAUUUGCAGCCAUGGCCAAGGUGAUCCCCACAGUAGACGGCAUUCCCGUCAUCCCGAUUUCGGCCCCGAGACCUCCGGAGGAAGUCGACAGGAAACCGCUGGAAACGGCGCAGGAUGCUCUCGGCUCUUCACCCCCGUCCCGGCUCGGGCUCCGCAUCUCGGCCGCCUGGUGGAGAUCCCUGCAAUAUGUUGGCAUGACGAUGCACUUCCUUGCUCCUCCGCGCCCGCCGAACCAGUCGUUCACCAAGACGAUCCCGUCCACCAUCUCCAAGACCAAAGGCAGCUUUACCCUCCAAUUCUACACCCCCGCAGGGUACGAACAAGCAACCACACGCGGCGGCACCAAAUUCCCCGCCGUCGUCAACUUCCACGGCGGCGGCUUCACCCUGGGCAGCGCCACCGACGACGCGCGCUUCGCCCGGUUCGUGCUCGAGGACUGCAACGCCGUCUUCGUCAGCGUCGACUACCGCCUCAGCCCGGAGAACCCUUUUCCCGUGGCCGUCGAGGACGCGGCGGACGCGCUGCUCUACGUGAUCCGCUUUGCGGGCGAUCUGCACAUUGAUCCCUUCAAGCUGGCGGUAUCCGGCUUCUCUGCCGGCGCGAACCUCGCGCUUACCGCCCCGCUCUGCCUGGCGGAGCAUCUCAAGACCGUGCGGGCAUCGGGUCUGGAUGUCCCCGCCCACUGUAUUCGUGCUACCGCCACGUGGUAUCCUACUACGGAUUAUACUGUGUCGCGGGCUGUGAAGAGGGCGAAUUCGGUGAGGCCUGACCAGACGCUGCCGGAUAUGCUGACGUCGUUGUUUGAUGCGUCGUAUUUGCAUCCGCCGAGUUUGAAGCUGGCGCAUCCGUGGUUGUCCCCUAGCAAGGCUACGGAUGAGGAGUUGGCGGAGGGGAUUCCGGAGAGGGUCAUUUUCUAUACGUGCGAGUGGGAUAUGCUGCUGAAAGAGGGUGAGCUGUUUGCUAAGCGGCUGGGGAGCGCCCCGAUUAAUAAGGACGUGCGCUACAAGAUGAUUCCGGGAGUGCCGCAUGCUUGGGACAAGUCGCCGGACCCGACUAAGCUGCCGCCGGGGGCGGAAGAGCUGUAUCGUGAGUGCUGUAGGGAGUUGAGGGAGGCUUUUGAGAAGGAUUGAUACCCGGGAUGGCAUUAUCUGUUUUGUGAGACGAGUCUGGGCACACAACAUUUCUGUUUUCGUACCUCGCUUAUGUGACGUCGCUCACUCCGGCUCAGGGCCGGGGGUGGAAUGGAGACCACCCAAGGACGAGGCGUACGGGAGGGUAGCCGUGUGGAAGGGUUUAUAUGGGAAUUCGAGUGAUUUGGUGCAACACAACCAGAAAAUGGCGGGAAACGAGCAAUGAAGUCAUCGAUGGUUUCUGGCUCACAUCUCCUUACCUUAUUUAACUCAUGAUCUACUCAUGAUGGGAGAUGGUAAAGAGACCGCGAACCUUGUCACUUUCCACAUGCAUACGUAAGGAAGCGCCCUGGCCUUGCCAGAGGGCACCAUAUGAGACAAAUCCGAUUCA